Molecule: messenger RNA, 1817 nt
Organism: Phlebotomus papatasi
Lineage: Eukaryota; Metazoa; Arthropoda; Insecta; Diptera; Psychodidae
Exons: 4
Coding region: 232-1665 (477 amino acids)
Source: RefSeq, a predicted model, not a curated record
UUUUUUUGUGAACAAAAAAAAUGUUUAAAUUCCAAGGUAAAUAUUUAUUUUGAUUAUUAUAGAGAUCAAAAUAAUUAGUUUAAGAACAAAUCUAUUGAUUAAUAACCAGAGGAAGAGUACUCGUCUGAAGUGAGCUGCGAAGAGUCAGCAGUAAGAGAAUAUUCCGGAGAAGGACAAAAUGCAUUUAUCGAGAAUACAUCCUCGGGAUCUGAAGGAUUCUUCCUGGAUUCCAUGGUAAAGGACGAAUCAGUAGCAUCAGAAUCCAGCAAUAAUAACUACAAGAAUGAUAUCAGUGCAGUUGCAUUCUUCACUCUAGUAGAGAAAAAAGUUGGUCAGAUUCCUGAAUACCUAAAAAAUAUGCUCUUCCUCAAUGGAUUUGCAGCUCCUAUGCUAUUUGAGAAUCUCACAAUUGCCGAUCUCUCUUCAAUGGAGAACUUUGUCAAAACUGUGAUGCCAAAAAUAUGCCCCCUAACAAGGGAAUAUUUUUCUGUGUUCUGUCACAACAUCCCUGAAUUUAAGAUUCCACUUGGCCAUCAAAAUCUCCUGCUGAAUGCAGUGGAAAAAGUAAAGAGUGAUAGUGAUUCUUUUGUCAAAGAUGUUCUGAAGAUGAAACAAAAAACUGAAGAUCGUAUGAAUAAUAAAACCUUCUCCACAAAGAACCCAAUUGAAGAGAGACGACUCAAGGGGAAUUCCCAGGAAGCUGAGAUGGAGAACAAGAUUGCGAGUAAAAUCAAAAUUUUGACUAGGCAAUGGUGCGAGAAGACUGACCUGGGAAAUUUUGACAAAAGUCUCAUUGAUGUGGAUAAAAUGAGCGUGAAACUAGUGAAUGUUGGACAGAAUCUCUUUGCAGAAGUUCUCUGUCCAAUUUGUAAGCAUCAUAUCAAAAUUGGAAUUUGGUCCAACAAACUCAACAAGAAGCCCAGAUUAAUUCUUUCCAAUUUCAACUCUCACAUUCGUAUGCACGCCAAAAGGGAGAAUCUCAAGAGAGUCUCUAGCACAACAACCACAGAGACUCAUGCUGAGAGUCUCCUUGAGGACGAGGGAACAAGUGAGGUAUCCCCAGAAAAGAGGAGAACCAGACGAUCAAGUGCACGCUUGGAAGCUUCUAGGCCUUCUGGAAGUCAUCGAGAAAGUUUCCAGGCAGCAACACCUAAAGCUCUUGGACAGAUUUACAAUAGCGAACUCCUCGAGUCCAUCAGUGACUUUUGGCUGAGCCUCGAGAUGGAAUUUGGCGAUGGCGAAGAAAUUGUGCCAAGAUAUCUUCAGAACUUCCUGCAUCUGAUGGGCUUUGGCACAAGAAAAGCCCUGUCGUUGUUGAGAGAUGAAGACUUUGACAUUUUAGAACGCUACGGCAAGCAAAAAAUGAAAGUGUGGACGGAGAAGGAACCAGAAAGUGUAGAAUUCUUUCUAGGCCCAUUUGCACGUGCUAUGGAUGAAUUUGAAAUUGCACUAGGCUACAAGAGGCAAUUGAUGGAGCUGAAGGAGAGCUUAGCGAGGCAAAUGGAGAGCAAUAGAAGGCAAAAAAUGUGCAAAAAUGGUGAAACAACAAAAAAUCAAGGUGAUCCAAUUGCUCAAGAAAAAGCUGGAGAGUCUUCACAUUUCACUCAAGUACUCCUGAAGGAGUACAAGUCAGAGGAAUCAGAGUCAUUUUUUUCCUAUGAGUGAAAGUGAGGCAAGGAUUUCAUUUACUGAAAUUUCUUUAUUCCUGGGCAUCUAGUUCAAAUACUUCUUACUGACAACCUUUUCUUUUAGAAAUAAAUCCACAAACACUGAAAAUUAUUAUAAAUUAUUAAUAAAAUAAAUAUUUACCUUACUUC